Molecule: messenger RNA, 2141 nt
Organism: Gopherus evgoodei (Goodes thornscrub tortoise)
Lineage: Eukaryota; Metazoa; Chordata; Testudines; Testudinidae
Product: zinc finger protein 501-like
Exons: 7
Coding region: 76-1593 (505 amino acids)
Biological process (GO): regulation of transcription by RNA polymerase II
Molecular function (GO): RNA polymerase II cis-regulatory region sequence-specific DNA binding; DNA-binding transcription factor activity, RNA polymerase II-specific
Source: RefSeq, a predicted model, not a curated record
CUCCCAGCCUGCCCCAGGGGCGCGUCCGCCCUCUCCAGCCCAGCUAAGGGAGGGGUUCAGCAGCUGAAACUGCGCAUGCUCCGUGCGAACCCCGGUGGGGGAGGGAGAAUAAAGCUGCAACUGCCGCCUCGGUGUGAGCCGCCCUUCUUGCCCUGCCAGGGCUGCAGAAUUACGUCCAUGUUUUUCUCCAGCUCAUCCUAUCCUCCCAUGACACAGGGAAGAGAAAUGGCUGCAGUGGAGCCAGCUCAGGGGCCGGUAAUCUUCGAGGAGGUGGCUGUGUAUUUCACCAGUGAAGAGUGGGCUCUGCUUGACCCCACUCAGAGAGCCCUCUACUGGGAUGUCAUGCAGGAGAACUAUGAGAAUGUGACCUCACUGGGGUUUCCAGUUUCCAAACCUCACAUAAUCUCCCAGCUCGAACAAGGGGAAGAGCCAUGGGUUCCAGACCUCCAGGGUUCAGAGGAAAGAGAGAUCUUGAGCUUUUCCUGCACAGGUAAGGAAAGAUUAAACCAACUCAGAAUCUCAGGUGAUGAAAUGGUAUGUGAGAAAGAGGAGCAGAAUUCUCAGCAGGAAAAUGUUGAGCAAGUGGCUAAACACAGAGAAUUAUUGCAAAGAUCGAAAAGGCAUGUGUCCAGGAGUCAUGAGCAGAGAAAAUCCCAUGAGAUUCAGCACAGACCAGAAAGAGAGCAAGGAAACCAGCCAGCGGAGAAAAUGGGUAAAUUUAUUUCCUGUCGGGGAACUCAGAAGAGCGUCAAGGAAACCACAACACAGCAGGAAAUCCUCAUGGGAAAAAGGGAAAAUACAUGCAGUGAGUGUGGAAAAACCUUCACUUCAAGCUUAGCCCUUUCUGUUCAUCAGAGAAUCCACACAGGGCAGAGGCCUUAUGAAUGUCAUGAAUGUGGGAAAUGCUUCACUCGCAGCACAGGCCUUUCUCAACAUCAGAGAAUCCACACAGGGGAGAAGCCCUAUGAAUGCCGUGAGUGUGGGAAAGGCUUCACUCUCCGCUCAAGCCUUUCUAAACAUCAGAGAAUCCACACAGGGGAGAGGCCCUUUCAUUGUGGUGAGUGUGGGAAAACAUUCACUGACAGAUCAGUCCUUUCUAAACAUAAGACAAUUCACACAGGGGAGAGGUGCUAUAAAUGCAGAGAGUGUGGGAAAAGCUUCACUCAGAACUCUCACCUUACUAGGCAUCAGAGAAUCCACACACAGGAGAGGCCCUAUGAAUGUCAUGAGUGUGGGAAAAGCUUCUCUCGCAGCUGUCACCUUACUGGGCAUCAGAGAAUCCACACAGGAGAGAGGCGCUGUGUAUGCAGUGAGUGUGGGAAAAGCUUCACUCACAGGUCUCAACUUACUAGGCAUCAGAGAAUCCACACAGGGGAGAGGCCCUAUGAAUGCCAUGAGUGUGGGAAAAGUUUCACUCGCAGCUCAGGCCUUUGUCACCAUCAGAGAAUCCACAGAGGGGAGAGGCCCUUUGAAUGCAGUGAGUGUGGGAAAACCUUCAUUCAGCGCCAGCAGCUUAGUAGUCAUCAGAGAAUCCACACAGGUAUGAGAACCAAUGGAAGCAGUGAGUGUGGGAAAAGCUUGUCUUGCCACUGAGCCUAUGUGAGCCAUCAGAGAAUCUGCAAGGAGGAUCAACACCAUAAAACCCUCUAGGGCUAUCAAUACUUUAAUACUUUCCUGGUUCCCACAUAGUAACUUUUAAAAACUGUUUGAAGCACCGAUAUCCCUCAGCUUGUCCAGAUGAGUGAGUCGCCCAUUUUUGCAGUUUGACCUCUUUGAGGUGGACUCAUUUGUCCUUUCUAUCAACUCCAUUCUCCCAGGAGUAAUUCGAGUGUGCCCUUCCUAUCAGGAACCAGGAAGCAUCACAUUUAUACCAUUCCUCCUAUUGCAAAGUUCUUGUUAGAGUCACCAGUGAUACAGAUUGUAUCAUUGCCAAUUAUUCUCAUGUUGUGCUGAAGAGCAGUUGUAAUGGGAACUUUCAUAUUACAUUUAAAUGAAGAGGAGCAGGGGCAGGAAAAAAGUGUCAUUUCAGCCUCUGUGAUACUGGAAGGAGAUGUAAAAAGCAACACAGAGUCCUGUGGCACCUUGUAGACUAAAAUAUGUAUUGGAGCAUAAGCAAUAUACAAAAACAUGUAGAAGAACAC